Messenger RNA from Closterium sp. Naga37s-1, 4797 nucleotides. Lineage: Eukaryota; Viridiplantae; Streptophyta; Zygnematophyceae; Desmidiales; Closteriaceae. The record is from the annotation of a GenBank genome assembly.
AUGGCGGAAACCCGAGUCAGAGGCGGUUGGAACAGGCAGACGACACGCAAUGCGAAGCAGGCUCGGAAUAAAAGGGAGCAAGAGGAUGAUGAUAGGAAAAAGGGAGGUCGUGUAAUUUGCUCCGCCGCCGUGCUAUUCCAGGGUGAGAGUGAGGACAAAUUCCGCCGCGUACUACACGCCGCGGAAUGCCACGCGGCGAUCGCGCUAAGCGCGGCCCGCUGCGCAGGUCUUUCCCCAGCCCCGUUUCCCCCGACCCCACUUCUCGCGCCGCUUCUCUCUGCCCACGUCGUCCCCACGCACGUCUUUUACCACUCUCUUUGUCCCCUCCUCCGCCUUUCUAAGGCGGCGAUUUGCCGUCCCCCCAUCCACCCGCCGUCCUGCCAUCCGCCCCGCCGUUCCCCCACCCGCCCCGCGCCGUCCCCCCACCCGCCCCGCGGUUCCCCCACCUGCCCCGCGGCCGUUCCCCUAUCCUCCCCGCCGUUCCCCAGAUCCGCCUCACUAAGACGAGUACCCAUCCGCCGUCCCCCCGUCCGCCCCGUCGUCCCCUAUCCGGCCCGCGGUCCCCCCAUCCGCCCCGCGGUCCCUCCAUCCGCCCCGCCAUCCGCCUCACUAAGACGAGUACCGCCCCGCCGUCCCCCAUCCGCCCCGCGGUCCCCCCAUCCGCCCCGCCGUUCCCCCAUCCGCCCCGCGGUCCCCCAACCCGCCCCCCCGUUCCCCCACCCGCCCCGCCGUUCCCCCAUCCGCCGACCCCGCACCCCGCUCCGUCCCCCAUCCGACUUGCCCCGCCAACUUCGGCGGUCUCCACUCGCUUUACCUAAUCUGCUUCCCCCUUUCCAUCCGCCAUCAUCCAUUUGCCUGCCCCAAUCCGCAUUCAUCCCACCCCCCUUCUCCGAUCCGCGUUCCCCAAAUCCGCCUUCUCCUCAUUCACCUUCCCGUCGUCCAAUUUCCCGCCAUCCGCGGCCCGCUCAUCCGCCGUCCCCCUUCCGCCGUCCCCCGAUCCGCUCGCCCUACAUCCUCCUUCCCCAGAUCCCUUCCUCCCAUCCGCUUAUCCCCCCCCUCCCCUCCCCCCCCCCCUCCCGCCCCUUCUUUCCCCCACGCCUGCCUUUCUCCCAUCCCCAUCCGCAUCCGCCUUUCCCCUAUCCCUCCCCCUCAUCUGUAUUCCACACAUCCUCCUACCCCCCAAUUCCCCUUGCCUCUUCCCCACAUCCGCCUUCCCCCUCCCCAUCCGCCGCCGCCCAUCUUCCUGCCCCGAUCAGCCUCUCGCCCGCCAAUCCCCCAUCCGCGUUCCCAAAUCCGCAUUCCCGCCAAUCCCCCAUCCGCGUUCCCCAAAUCCGCAUUCCCGCCAAUCCCCCAUCCGCGUUCCCCAAAUCCGCAUUCCACUAUCCCCCCGUGUUCUCACCAUCUUUCGAUGCCCUUCAAAUUUUGAGCUUUCUCCCCAUCUGCCCAUCCCCCAUCCACUUCCUUCGGAAAGAAUUAGAAGUAUUGGGGUUCGAAUCCCCCAUCCGCUCUCUCUGUCUCCUCUCCCUCCUGCAUCCCCUUGCGCCCUGGUUCACAGUGCUGGUAACGGCGUGGGUGCUGUGUGGGCUGGCCGUAGCAGCAUGGCUGCUGUGGGACCGGCACUCGCAGUACGAGAGCCGCAGGGAGGAGGCGCUGGGCGUGUGGUGCAAGGAGCGCGCCCUCAUGCUGCAGCAGCUCGUGCUGACCAAUGUGGGGCAGACCCAGACCCUCACAGGCAUCAUAUCAGUGAUGGGCAAGCCGGGGCGGAGGGGCAAGUGGGAGCUGGACAGGUGUUUGAACGGCAGCACGUGGGAGGCUUACCUUACUCGCAUUGCCUAUGCUCGCCCGGGGAACACGGGGGCACUCUCCUGUGUCUUUGUCCCGGACGAGGAGAGGGCCUCUUUUGAACGGCAGUACGGCAGCAUUAGAGACAACACUCUAAACGUCAGUGCCCACCGCCCCAUCUACUGCCCCAAGAUUCUCCAAUUCUCCACAACAGUGGCCAUGAACGGCACGCAGAAUGUUGAUCUCAUGAAGCGGUUUCCCACAGAAGUUCCGCUGGCUGUGGAGGGAAGGCCUUUCUACACGUGGCCAUACCCCCUGGCUAAUUCGUCAACCAAUGCUGGGUUCGGUGUGGCCUUUCCUCUUCGCCGCACUCUCCCACCAAGCCAGUCGCAGCAUGGAGCCGUGUCGAUGGUGUAUGGGACGCUUGCUGCAUCCGUCGACGUGACAUCCAUUGCAAAGAAAGUCGUGCAAGAGUUGUACGCACCUGACCCAUCAAAGUCCUUUGAGCUCUAUGACGUCGCGAACAGAUCGAACCUCUUUGCCAUAGUCUCGCCCGUACCGCUGCACAUCUACGUCCUCCCCACCGAUCCCGCCGCUCGCAUGCUUCCCUCGCCUGCAUCCGAAACCCGCCCCUGGGAAAGGCCGGCUAUGGUGCCUCUGGAGGAGCUGGGGGCUGGCGUGCGCAAGUAUGAGGUUUGGUGCAGACACACACAACCUUCCAGCACGUGGCAAUCGUGGGGCAUCCCCAUCCUCAUCGCCCUCUUCGCCCUCCUCCUCGUGCUGCUCGUGCUGGUAGCCGCUCGGAUCCAGCGAGCCCAGUUCUUCCAGACGCAUCAGCAGAUGGCAGUUGCAGACAAACUGAGGAAGGAAGCAGAGGACGCAGAGGCGUCAAAGAGCAUGUUCGUGGCGUGCAUGUCUCACGAGCUCAGGACGCCGAUGACUGGGAUUAUCGGCAUGAUCGAUGCUUUGGCAGACAUGUCUCUCCAAAGCUCUCAGCUAUCGGACCUCCUCACGGCACGGGGUUGUGCGAUGGAUGCACUGCAUCUGGUCAACCGCGUGUUGGACCUGGCGAAGCUGGAGGCAGGCAAGGCGGUGGUGGAUGAGACGAGCUUCAUGGUGCGCGAGUGGCUUCACGAGGCAAUGGAUUGGCAUAUGGAGGUGGCACGUUUCAAAGGCAUAGAAUUGCACGGCAUUGUGGACGACAACGUUCCGGGCCACAUCGUUGGCGAUCAGAUGCACCUCUCCAAAGUGCUCAAAGAGAUCACAGAUAACGCCGUGAAGUUCACGGAGCAAGGCCGCGUGACAGUGCGGGUGUCCCUGGUGCCUCGAGGGACAAGCUUGCAAGACGCCCUUCGUUGCCAGGGUCUUUUCACAACCGCCGCUCAUGCACCUGCUUCCACUCUCACCGUCUUGGCUGCCUGGUUCUCCUCAUCAUGGCACUGGCUGAAGGAGGCCGUGAGGAGAUUGCCAGCAGCAGCAGCAGCAGCAGCAGCAGCAGCAGCAGCAGCAGCAGCAGCAGCAGCAGCAGCAGCAGCAGCAGCAGCAGCAGCAGCAGCAGCAGCAGCAGCAGCAGCAGCAGCAGCAGCAGCAGCAGCAGCAGCAGCGGCAGCGGCAGCAUCAAGUGCAUCAAGCAGCCCUUCAAGGGAUCGGCCUGCUGUGCUGGUGGUGACGUGCCGGGACUCGGGAUGUGGCCUGCCAGCGUCCCUCCACGGAAUUCACGGCAGCAAGGAGCCUUCGCACUUUUCGCUAGCAGUGAGUUGUUGUUCAUUAGCUCUCUUGUCGCUGGUGGUGUCAUGCCGGGACUCGGGGUGCGGCCUGCCGGCGUCUCUCAUAAGAAUCCACCGCAGCAGGGAAGGGGCGUCGCACUUCUCGCCAGCAGAGUUGCACGAGACAGGGAGUGGAUCAGGGGCAUCACUUGGCCUUGUGCUCAUGCACCAGAUUGUGACUCUAAUGAAGGGGGAGAUUGCCUUUGAUUCCCAGCCUGGCUGCUUGCGGGCGGCGGCGGAUGAGGCGGUGACGCGGGCGUGGGUGGGGGGGCUGCGAGUGCUGGUGGUGGACGACACGCCCGUCAACCUCCUCGUGGCCCGCCGCUCCCUCGCCCGCUGGGGCGCCCAAGUCACCACCGCCUCCCACGGGCAACAAGCAGUGGACUUAAUCGCUGCUGGGGUCAAGGAGAGCAGAAAGCUGGACGACGGGAGAGGGCAGAAGGCCGUUGACCCAAUUGCUGCUGGCGUGGCAGGGAGGAUGGGGGAGGAAGCUGCUGGCUUACUGGCUGCUGGGUUGGUAGAGGGAAGAGGGGAGGAGGGGGAGAGAGGGGCGAUUGGCGAGCUAGUGAGAGCAGGUGCUGGGAGGGCUGGCGAGAUGGUUGAGAGUAGAGGCAAGGGGAUAGCGGCUGGGGAGUUAGUUGGAAGCAGUGCGGAUAGUAGGGAUGGGUGCGGGGCGAGGGGAGUGAGCGAGAGAGGAGCGGAUGAGAGAGGAGGGAGUGGAAGAGGAAGGGGUGGAAGAGGAGAGGAUGAUAGAGCAGGAAGUGCAUCGUUGCAGCAUGGCUUCGACUUGGUUCUCAUGGACCUGCAGAUGCCGGGCAUGGACGGGGGCGACGUCAAGGCCUGGAGGCAUGGCGAGCAGAGAAGGGCUGACUGGGACAGAGGGGAUUCUACAGCAGGGAGGGAGAUGGGAGGGCGCAGGGAGGGGAGCAGCAGCGCCCAGGGAGAUGCACAGGCGGGGAGUGAGCUGCGGAGGGGACUGGGGGGGACGGCUGGUUCGUCUUCUCUGAGCGCCUCUCCCCUAAAAGCCUCCAACGCUGCUGCAAACCCUGAUGCUGCUGCUCCUCCUGGUGACAGCCAGCCCUUGUCUCUGCGGGUGCCCAUAGUGGCUCUGACAGCAGACGUGGAUCGCGGAGUGGUGCAGAGGUGUGCAGAGGGGGGGUUUGACGGUGUGCUGCAGAAGCCAGUGGAUGCCCACCUGCUCGCCGCCCACCUCUCCCACAUACACUUCCAUCGCUCCCUCCACCAGUAG